Messenger RNA from Sipha flava (yellow sugarcane aphid), 3381 nucleotides. RefSeq names its product bifunctional heparan sulfate N-deacetylase/N-sulfotransferase (gene sfl). Lineage: Eukaryota; Metazoa; Arthropoda; Insecta; Hemiptera; Aphididae. Gene Ontology annotation, cellular component: Golgi apparatus. Gene Ontology annotation, molecular function: heparan sulfate N-sulfotransferase activity; deacetylase activity. The record is from RefSeq and is a predicted model, not a curated record. The transcript is spliced from 15 exons. The coding region runs from base 733 to 3381 and encodes 882 amino acids.
GUCGCAAGACGCGUGCGCACGCACCGUUCGCGUUCACGCCGUCGCGGUCGCCGCUCAGUAGCAGUCCGAUCGGAAUGCAGUGCAUUGGUGCUGUGUCAUUAACGUCACACGUCCGUAACGCCGUUCCGUUAUCAACCGUUGCCGUUCACGCAUCUCGCCGACCGCGGUGGCUCACGUGCGCCCUCGAAUUACGCCCGUAAAGCAGCUACACCGUGUACCCGUCAAAGCGUCAAGUCCGCAAAACAGUGAGCGAGCCCUAGGAGCACCGGAUCGAACGAUCACCCCGCGCGGCGCGAUUCAAAAAUAGUAACACCGAAAACAAAGCCGAUGAUCAGUUGACGUCGACGACGACCGCAAGCAGUCCGACCGGAAGAAGGCCGGUAUAGUACCGGUUGUAGCACGACAGCCCACACGCGUCCCUCGCAGUAGCGCCCGGUGUGAAGGGUACGGCGAACAGCGGCUGACAUGCACACGGCGCGCGCCGCAUGCCGCGUGACGCAAUGCCGGAGCUGUCGCCGGGCGCUUUGCUGUUGUUUGUCGUCGCCGCCGCCGCCAUCCACCGUAGCCGUUGCCGCCGACGCGACGACGACGACGACGACGACGACGACGGUCAUCGUUACAACGAAUUCGCCGCGUCCGUCGUCGCCUGUUCGGCAGACGCCGCCGACGCCGCUGUCUUGCCACUGCGGCCCGUCGCCCCUAACCGCUGUCACCGCGUAACACGCGCCACCAAUGACCGCGCUCAAGAACCACCGACGGAUGGCCGGCCGACCGUUUUCCGUGAAACGCUGCGUGGCCGCGCUCAUGGUGCUCGGCUUCCUGUCCAUAUUCUACUACACGCACUACCUGAGCUCGCCAAUCGCAAGUCUGUUGAUGCGACGGGAACGAAAAAUAGUUCGCAUGCGACCAUACGGCAUGUGUCCUCACUUUCAAUCCAGACCGCCUGCGGAUCACAGGCCACCGCAUCAAGGAUCGGGCAAUGGCCAUCCUAGGACCGACCCUAAACUGCUAUUACUCGUUGAGACUGCAUACUCGAGACUCGGCAGAGAACUGGCUGAGACCCUCGUGCAUAAUAGACUGAGGUACAAAAUGGAAGUAGUCGGCAAAUCGUUACCGGCGCUCACGAAUCUAGACAAAGGUCGGUAUUCGGUCAUCGUGUUUGAGAACUACUACCGAUACCUGAACAUGGACAAAUGGAACCGAGAGCUGUUGGACAAGUAUUGCCGAGAGUAUGGGGUCGGCGUACUAGGAUUCUUCCCGCCCGCCGACCGUCACGUGGUCGGCGUUCAAAUCAAAGGGUUUCCGCUGUACAUGCAUACGAAACUCUCGCUCAGGGAUGCCAUGCUGAACUCGGCAUCGCCAGUGCUCCGAGUAGCCCGAGCCGGUGGUGUUUACCAAGGACCGUUACCGGGCGAUGACUGGUCUGUUUUCAGCGCUAACCACACGACGUAUGAACCGGUGGCAUGGGGCAGCAACAAUUCUUUCGGCACACCGGACGAGUACAUCCCUUUAGCCACUGUCAUGCAGGACCAUGGCAUGUACGAUGGCAUAUCCAGGAUGCUGUUCGGCUCCGGACUCAAGUUCUGGCUGCACCGAUUGUUGUUCCUCGACUCGCUAUCGUACCUCAGCAAAGGAUUACUGAGCAUAUCACUCGAACGGCAGGUACUCGUGGACAUCGACGACAUAUUCGUCGGCGAAACCGGUAUCCGCAUGUGGAAAGAAGACGUUCACGACCUCGUUAAAACUCAAGAACGGAUACAAAAGUUGGUGCCGGGAUUCAAAUUCAAUUUAGGCUUCUCUGGAAAAUACUUCCAUCGGGGUACAUGGGAGGAAAACGAAGGAGACGACACGAUAUUAGAACACGUGGAUAAGUUUAACUGGUUUUGUCAUAUGUGGAAUCAUAUGCAACCACAUCUGUAUAACAACGAAACUCAUCUAGAGUACGAAAUGACGUUGAACAAGGCGUUCGCCGAGGCUCAUGGAAUACCAACCAACUCCAGUUACUCGGUGGCGCCCCACCAUUCCGGUGUGUACCCGGUACACGAGCUAUUGUACACCGUAUGGAAAAAAGUGUGGAACAUCAAAGUAACUUCGACGGAGGAGUACCCGCACCUGAGGCCUGCCAGACUGAGAAGAGGGUUCGUUCAUCGGGGCAUCAAGGUAUUGCCGAGACAGACCUGCGGUUUAUUCACACACACCAUCUACGUUGACCGUUAUCCCGGUGGUCGGAAAAAGUUGGACGAAUCCAUAAUGGGCGGAGAACUGUUCCAGACGAUCGUGUACAACCCUAUUAACGUGUUCAUGAGUCACAUGUCCAAUUACGGCAGUGACCGGUUAGCGUUGUACACCUUCGAGUCGGUCUUCCAGUUUAUCAGAUGCUGGACAAACUUAAAACUAGUGUCCUCGGGACCUUUGCAGUUGGCGGAAAAAUACUUCAAGUUGUAUCCCGAGGAAAUCGAUCCUAUGUGGGGUAAUCCCUGUUUGGACCAAAGACAUCUUAAGAUUUGGUCGUACAAAAAAUCUUGUCAACGUCUUCCCAAGUUUCUGGUUAUUGGACCUCAGAAGACUGGUACAACCGCAUUGUACACGUUCCUAUCAAUGCACCCAAAUAUAUCAGCAAAUGCUCCAAGUAAAGAAACAUUUGAAGAAAUCCAAUUUUUUAACGGUCGUAACUAUUACAAAGGGUUGGAUUGGUACAUGGAUUUUUUCCCUUCCAACGAUUCUGUUGACAAUAAGAUUGUAUUUGAAAAGUCUGCCACUUACUUUGAUGCAGACAUUGUGCCCAAGCGAGUGCAAGCAUUAUUACCAAAUGUUAAACUUGUGACCAUAUUAAUCUCACCUGCUAAAAGAGCUUAUAGCUGGUAUCAACAUGCCAAAGCCCACGGUGAUCCAACUACGCUCAAGUAUUCAUUUUAUCAAGUUAUCACAGCCAAUGAAUCUGUUGCGCCCAAACCACUAAGAGAUCUUCGUAAUCGAUGCUUAAACCCAGGAAAAUAUGCUCUUCACAUAGAACAUUGGCUGGAUUAUUUUAAUCAUAACAAUUUGCAUAUUAUUGAUGGUGACCAACUCAAAUCAAAUCCUGUAGACGUACUUGAUCAGUUUCAAAAAUUUUUGAAAAUCACACCGAUGUUUGAUUAUUCUUCUCACAUAAGAUAUGAUGUGAAAAAAGGAUUCUUCUGUAAAGUAUUAGAAGGAGGUGGAAACAAGUGUCUAGGAAAAGGCAAAGGUCGACAAUAUGCCACUAUGGACGCAGAGUCGUAUAAAUACCUCCGAGAAUAUUAUAUGCCAUAUAACACUGCUUUAGUUAAACUUUUACGCAAGUUAGAGCACACAACUAUCCCUCAGUGGCUCAAAGAUGAUUUAAGCUAUUCGUCCACCUGA